Messenger RNA from Nipponia nippon (crested ibis), 153 nucleotides. Lineage: Eukaryota; Metazoa; Chordata; Aves; Pelecaniformes; Threskiornithidae. The record is from RefSeq and is a predicted model, not a curated record.
CCCCAAACCCCAACCUCAACCCCAAAUCCCAACCCCAAAUCCCAACCCCAAACCCCGACCUCAACCCCAAAUCCCAACCCCAAAUCAACCCCGAGCCCAACCCUACCUCAAACCUCAAAUCCAGCUUCAACCCUAAACCCAACCUCAACCUAA